CGUGCCACACAAGCGGAAACCUCUCGAACUUCGAGCGGCAGCGCCGUCCGCAGUUUCGUUUUGUCUCCAAAUAGCAAAUAGUCAGACGCGCAGGAAAAUAUUGUCUUUCUACUAUUAAAGAAGCUUGUUCAGGAAAAACAAAGCUGCAAGUCAGAACACAGAAAGUGUAGAUACAAGGAUUAAAUGGAAAAGAAUUCACCUGUGCUUUUGAUGUGAGGUACUUAAGGGCAAAGGAUGGCUUUCUGGAGUGAGAUAGUGAAAUUGCAACAGUUCCUUCCUCGAUUCCAGGCAUUGUAUGCACAGCGAUUCCCCAUUGAGGUCCGGCACUACCUUGCUGAAUGGAUAGAACAGCAGCCAUGGAGUUCCAUUCACAUAAACCCUGCUAAUGAAAGUCUUGCUCGAAAUCUCUUGGAAACAAUGGUAUCUGAAUUACAGAAAGUGUCAAGUCGUAUGUCCUAUCCAGUGACAUGCAAGCUCAAUGAAUAUGCUGUUGCUCUCAAGAAAACAUUUGAUCAGCAGCCAUUAGAAUUAGUGAAUAUUAUGAACUGUCUCUUGAUGCGGGAAAAUCAAUUAUUCCAGGAACUUCAGCAAACUCAUGCUGGUGUACCAACUGUCACCUUACCAACUCAACCUGUUCUGAACACCAACAGUGAAAGGUUAAAGCAGGAAGAUGCAAAUGUGUUACAGCAGCUCUCUCUGCUGAAUGGCUUAAUCAAGACCAUUCAGAUGUACCGCAGUGCUAUUCAGCAAAUGAAUGAAACUCCUGAUCAGGAGCAGCAGCAGCAGCUGCCACAGUGUUACCAAUCUCAGCACCACCUACAGCAAGCAAAUAGUCCACUACCAGAAUACACCAAGAGGGAGGAGCAUGUAAACCAGCAGAAGACCACAUGGGACGAUCACAGAAGGAAGAGAAAUUACAGCAUCUUGGAAGCGGUGAGAUCUCUGGAACAGGUCCAGGGCCUUGUGCUGAAUAUGAUUCAGGACUGGAAACGACGACUACAGCUGUCAGGAAAUGGUGCCUACUUUGAGGACAACCUGGGGUCACUUCAGGAAUGGUGUGAUAAGCUUGCAGAAAUGAACUGUCAGAUUCAGCAAGAGCUUGGCCUGAUUAGUACACAGGAAGACAUUGCUAGUGACCAGAUAUCAGGAGUGCCUGAGAGACUCUCCUCUUUACUCAGUAACUUGGUCAGAAGUGCAUUCCUUGUGGAAAAGCAGCCUCCACAGGUACUAAAGACUCAAAGUAAGUUUUCUUCAACUGUUCGCUUUUUGCUUGGCUUGAAGUUAAAUGCCCCAACAAAGCCUCCUGUUGUGAAAGCCAUAAUCAUUACGGAGCAACAGGCCAGAGUUAUGAGACAGCAUGGGAGCAUACACAAUGAAAACACAGGAGAGAUCAUGAACAAUACCAGCUUAUUGGAGUUCAGCAAUGCCACAAAAACCACCAGUGCCAGCUUCAGGAGUAUGUCGUUAAAGAAAAUCAAACGGUCGGACCGCAGGGGGACCGAGUCAGUGACUGAGGAAAAAUUUGCUGUUCUGUUUUCUUCUGAACUCAGCAUCACAGGCAGUGAAGUGAAAUAUCACGUUCAGGCUAUAUCACUGCCGAUUGUCGUAAUUGUUCAUGGCAGUCAAGACAACAAUGCUACUGCUACAAUCUUGUGGGACAAUGCAUUCUCUGAGAUUGAGAGAUUGCCAUUCCACGUACCAGAUCGAGUGUCAUGGUCUCAAAUGUGCGAAACCCUCAAUAUGAAGUUUAUGGCAGAAGUACAGUCAACACAGGGCUUGUGCAAAGAGCAUUUUGUCUUCCUGGCACAGAAAAUCUUUGAUGAGCAGAGCUACAGCAUGGAGGACUUUACCAACCGUAUGGUCUCUUGGUCUCAGUUUAACAAGGAAAACCUCCCUGGAAGAACCUUUACGUUUUGGCAAUGGUUUGAUGGUGUGAUGGAGCUCACGAAGAAACAUCUGAAGGAUUACUGGAAUAAUGGGUUAAUUCUUGGUUUUGUAAGUAAGCAGUAUGCCAACAGACUGCUUAAUCAACGAGUAAAUGGGACCUUUUUGCUGCGUUUUAGUGACUCUGAGAUUGGAGGCAUUACAAUAGCAUGGAUUGAUGACACUGAGAAAGGUGGCAGACAGGUGUUCAAUGUUCAGCCUUUCACUACAAAGGAUUUAACUAUACGAUCGCUGGGAGAUCGUGUCCGAGAUAUUGAACGUUUGCUUCAUCUGUAUCCCAGCAGACCCAAAGAUGAAGCCUUCAAAAAGUACUACACAAAGGAAGUGAAGGGAAAAGAUGGGUAUCUCCAUGCUGGAGUAAAAACUACAGUGAAUGGCGAACAAGCACAAGUGGUGGCACAACCCAUGGUACCCUCACCAGUGUCACAGUCUUGUGUGGCGUGUACAAUGCCUGAAAUGCCAGGAUGGUCCCAGGUUCCAUGCAAUCCGGGUAACAUCAGCUACGAUAAGGGUGAUGUUGCAGUUAACGCUUCCAUUUCAUUACCUCCCAGUAUGAUUUUACCAACAAGCCAGAAUGAAGACUUUACGAACGCAGUUCAGGGCAACCAUCUCGUUACUUCAUUUGGAAGUGAGAAUGACAUGGACGUGAACUUUGAUGACGAUCAGCAGUUUGUAAGAGGUGUGGAAAACAUUCCGGUGCCCUCAGAGUUUGAGCUGAAUGCACUCCUGAAUACAGUGGAUAUGUCUCUAAUGAAUUCAACUGAGUUUUAAAAUGCCUGUGAGUUCCAGAACGAGGAUUCUCAAAUGCCAAGUUAUCCAGGUGGCUGUUUGUCACAAAAAGGAUUAAUUUUGUCAGUUGUGAACUCUGAAUUAAGAUUUCUGUUCACUUUUUUUUUGCAUUUUCCUGUACAAACUGAAAAUAAGAGCAAACCCAGUUUAACCAAUGUUAAUAGACAAUUUGCUUCUCUUUCCCAGUGAGGAAAGUAUCUACCUCUUGUGCCUGGUGUCAUAGAACUGUUAAUGCCACCUUCUCCAUUUCAACAGGAUUUUUGUGUGGAGAUGCUGAGUAGAGGACAGGCAAAUUUGUUCAUGGGCUGAAGCAGAGCAUGGGCGCCUUGGAUAUUUAAAAUGGAAAUGAAAUUGAACAUACAUUUUUGUUAGUAUAGGAAACUUGGUCGAGUCAAAUCUACUAAAAACCAAUAUAUUAAUGAAUUCUGUUAGAUGUCAGCUGAAUUUAGUCCAGAGGGUAGUAAACAAGUUUGUAAAACUGAAAAUUGACUCAAUGUAUUGAGAAGUUGUUGCAGGCUGAGAGCUUGAGAUCUGUUAAUUUUGUGGUCAAGUAGCUAACACAAGCUGAUGUGUUUUAUAAGUACUGAUGACUUAUGUUUGUGCAAAAAAAAUUGAAUUAAGUAGUGCAGAUAACACAACAAAGUGAAAAUGUAGUACUUGAUUGAAAUUAACAAGACAAUUCAAAGCAUUGCAAUUUUUCCUAACCUGAAAUAGUCCCCCGUCUAUUGACAAUUAUAUUGUAGCGCAAAUACGCAGUUUUUCAAAGUAAAUAUUGAAAGAAUAUAGUAGUGUUUGCAAUUAAUCAAAAAUCCAAAGUUUCGCAUUACCCUGUGUAUUUUUAAAAGUUAAUCAAGUAAAAUUGAGUGCACUAAAUUUACUGCCAAGCUAGUUUGGGAAGCAGUUAGUAGAAUGAGACGUUUAAGGAAAUCGUCUGCAGAAGAUUGAAGCAAUGACCUGGGUCCUUCUUACAGUGAUUUAUGAUUUCGAAUUUUGCAGGACCAGUGUUUUUAAGGAAAUCUAUUUAAGAGGUGAAGGUACCUUUUUUAAGAUCCGUGGUAGUAAAUGGAUCUUUCAGUAGAAUUAUGGCAAUAUUAUGUAAUGCACAUUCACUUUGCAGUGUUAUUCGAAUGGCUAAUGUUAAAAUUGGUACACCUGUAUUAGAAAUAUUUUCAAGUGUCCUAUUGGAACAGGCUCCACUGCAAGUUAGGAUCCUUUUAGAGACUUAAAGUGCCUCUCAACAGGCUUGAGGGUUAUCUUUGGGAAGGGUCUGACAGGGGGGCCUGAAACCAAAUUGACCAAGUGAACAGGUGAUGGUCAUAGGUUAAUGGAGGGAAGGUGUAAUCAGUGUGGUUGCAUUUUUGUGAAAGUUGAAAAAUAAAACUCUGACUAGAAAAAUAUGUACCUGGACACUGAUAACUAGCAUUUAAUGUCUAGUUUGUAACAGUGCAAAAAUAAUAAUUCAUGGAAUAAAGAGGACAAGAGUGACAUUGGAUACAGAAUUGACUGAGUAAUAGGAAAUGAUAAUGGUAAAUCCGUUUUUUUCAGACCAGAGAAAGGUUUGUACAAGAGGUCCCCUUGCUUGUCUUGAUGUAUAUAAGUGAUAUAGACCUUGGGGUACAAGGCACAAUUUCCAAAUGUGACCAUGAUACAGAACUUGAAAGCAUUGUAAACAAAGAUGAGGAUAAUGUAGCACUUCAAAAGGAUGUAGACAAAUUGGAAUGGAUGGACAAGUGGUCGAUGAAAUUCAAUGGCUGAGAAAUGUGAAGUGAUUUUUUCUUUUGUUUGUUUUACAUGGUGUCUUUGCAUUCGUUUUACCAAAGGAUCCAGUUCUGAAGGGAGUAUAGGAGCAGGUGGACCUGCGUGUGUAUGUGCAGAAGUUUUGGGAGAUGGGGUUUUUCAUCCAGUUCUAGGUGCCACACUUAAGGAGAGAUGUGAUGAUAUUAGGGAAAAGUGCAAAACAGUUUCUCCAAAUUUGUUCCAGGGAUGAGGAACUUGAUUUAACAUAGAUGGAUGGGAGAGGUUGGCAUUGGUUUUCCUUGGGGAAGAGAAGGUUGAGGAGCAGAUUUGAUAGAUGUAUUCGUAAUCAUGAGGGGCCUGGACAGAUUAAAUAGGGAAAAAACAUUCCCACGUUUGAAAGGAGUGAGAACCAGAGAGCUUAGAAUGAAGGUAACUAGCAAGAGGAGCAAUGGCGGUGUGAGAAACCUUUUCACAUAGUGAACAAUUAGGAUCUGAAAUGUAUUUCCUGUGUGUGGGGGGAGGCAGGUUCCAUCAGGCACUCGAGGAAAUUGAAUUGUUUUCUGAAAAAGAAGGAUAUACGGGGUUAUGAGGAGGAGCUAUGAAAAUGGCACUACAUAAAUGUGUCCUUCAGAGAACCGCCACAGACACAGUGGGCCAAAAGGCUGCUUGUGUUGUAAUAAUUCAAUAAAUAAGUUGUUUGGUUAAUGUAAUUUACGCACAAAUUGGAGCAAAAGGAAAAAUCGAUUAUGAAAUUAUAAAUGGCUCAUCAAUAUCACUCCAAUACAGUGUAUAUUCUAGUCUACUCUACCAUAUACUCUACCUGCCCGUUUAAUCUUAUUUCACACACCAUGUACACUCUAACCCGACAAAGGCUCACCCUCGAGAUUAAAUGGGUAGGUAAUAUUCUGUAUAAAUUCUUACUCAUCCCCAAAGGUAAUCCAAUCCAGAAUAGACAUCUAUUUUUAACAUUUUAGUGAUUGAAACUUGGCUUGCUGUCCUCCAUGAUCUCUCCCCUUAGUUGCCUUACUCCAUAUAAACAGAGUCUGAUGCAAAAGCAUGAUCUGUAAAUGUUUCUAUUUGUGUUGUUACAUUAGCUCUUAUGAGUUAGUCUGUUUCAGUUUUGCUUUCUGGGAUACUUGCCUUCUUUAGACUUCAUGGAAGUAAUUCCUUGGUUUGACUUUUUUUUCCCUCUCAAGAUAUAGUAUUACGGAUUUUGAAAUUCACUGUAUAUAUGAAAUUAUAAUCCGAAAUGGAACUUCGUAGAGCUUAACUUUAAAAGUCAUAAACUAGGUGCUUUUUCACUUUAUUAUUAAUGCAGUUUGACUGUAACUCAUUCUGUUAUGUUUUUUCCAUUUCCACUUGCUGUUUUAAGGCAUAGGAAUUAGAGUGAAUGAUGUCGUCAUGUAUAAAAGCUGAGAAUAAAAGCCCUAGCUUUUAGAAAA
This is a messenger RNA of Hemiscyllium ocellatum (epaulette shark), 5912 nucleotides long. Its product is annotated as signal transducer and activator of transcription 5B-like. Gene Ontology annotation, molecular function: DNA-binding transcription factor activity, RNA polymerase II-specific; RNA polymerase II cis-regulatory region sequence-specific DNA binding. NCBI's taxonomy places the organism in Eukaryota, Metazoa, Chordata, Chondrichthyes, Orectolobiformes, Hemiscylliidae. Gene Ontology annotation, biological process: regulation of transcription by RNA polymerase II; regulation of cell population proliferation; cytokine-mediated signaling pathway. The transcript is spliced from 21 exons. Bases 235 to 2715 code for a protein of 826 amino acids. The record is from RefSeq and is a predicted model, not a curated record.